AUGAUUCUCCUCCAUGUGACCGGAUCGGCCCCGGUCGCCGCCAGGGAAGAUGUGGAGCGCGCCCUGUUGGCCGCGUAUGUCCCCACGCGAUUCACGUUGCACCCGCCACAUGAAGCCAAGAAAGAAGGUGCGGCGGCGGCAGCGGCGGCGUCCUCGUUUCGCCUGCUUCUUGAGGCACAUGACGCGCCGCUUGUGAGCCCACAAGCGGUGCCGUACGACUGUCGCUUUUUCUGGACCCCCACGAGCACCACGGCGGAGGUUGUGGAGGAGGUGACGUCUCUGCUUGACGGGCGCCGGUUCACCUCAACGCGCGGUGCAAUAGACAUGUCAACCACGUUCCUGACGGUUGUGCGGAACGGUCUGGCGCCGGACAGCGGCCUCUACAGCUUGCGGCGCAUCCCGAAAAUGACGGCGUCGCAGCUGCGCUACUUUUGCACAAAUCCUGCGUUGAGCUACGUUGAGGGGGCGCAGCUUGUGCUGGAGCGGCUCGUGGACGCCACCAUGCAGCCAGCGACGCUGCACAUGCUGCUCGCCGAGGCGUACGCCCCUGCUCGGUGGAGUGGGCGGGGCAAUGUGUGCCCUGUCACACCCUUGCUCCUGGACGGGGGCGCGAAUGCCGCUGGAACUCCGCACCCCGCCGCGGCUGACGCAGGCGUAGCUGCGGCACCCGACAUCCAUUGGAGUGGCAUGUCGCUGCUGGAGCUGUACCAUGGACCCACAGCCGCCUUCAAGGACUUUGCCCUGCAACUCUUCCCCCGUUACUUUGACAUUGCCACAGCACACGCCUGCCACGCUGCCCCACCCUCGUACAUAAUUCUUACCGCGACGUCCGGCGAUACGGGGGUGGCCGCUAUUAGUGGUUUUGUGAACGCCGGAAGCCCUAGCCGCGUCAUGGUGCUUUACCCCCUUCACGGCGUGUCUCCAGUGCAACAAAUUCAAAUGUUGUCGUAUGACGAUGGGGCCUCCGUGCGGGUGUAUGGGGUGAAGUCGGAUUUUGAUUUUUGCCAGUCCACCGUGAAACACUUGUUCGCGAACCGGUCCCUGGCGCAGCGGCUGUGGGGAGACGCUGGCGUCCGGUUGUCCUCUGCCAACAGCAUCAACUGGGGACGUCUUAUUCCGCAAGUGGUGUAUUACUUUUGGGCGUAUCGCCACUUUGUGCAGCAGCGGCAGCUACGGCUGGGCGACCCACUCGACGUCGUGGUGCCGUGCGGGAACUUUGGCAACAUCCUCGCUGCCUUCCUUGCGAAGCGCAUGGGGCUGUCGCUGGGCACGCUGGUAGUGGCCUCCAACUGCAACGACGUGCUCUUUGAGUUUGUGCGGACCGGCCACUACGACGUCCGCCAGCGACGGCUGGUGCCGACGGCGUCACCCUCCAUUGACAUUCUGAAGGCCUCCAACGUGGAGAGGUUUCUCUUUUUGCUUGCCGACGGCGACGCGGCGUUUGUGGCAGCGCAGAUGCGUCGCCUCGAGACGGAGGGGCACUUUGCCUUGGAGGGGGACGCGCUGGCCGUCAUGCGGAAGGAGUUUUGGUCUGCCCGCUGCACCGAGCAGGAGUGCGCCGCCACUAUAAAGGCGGUCUACGAGGCCUCCGCCGGCCGCCUGCUGGAUCCGCACACCGCCGUUGCUGUCUUCGCGGCGCGGCAAUUUCGCCUGUUCCAACUGGAGCACGGCGUGGCGCCGCGCCCGCUGGUCAUUGCGAGCACCGCCCACUGGGCAAAAUUCCCUGGUUCGGUGCUACGUGCGCUGCGGGGGGAAGAUAUGGCGCACGACAUUUCAACAAGAAUGGCAAAAACGCCGGGCGAAGGGGCGGCAGAAGACUCGGUGCGGACCUGCAGGGGGCUGUACAAUGAGAUUCUUGCCCAGUGCCCGCAGGUCGCCGUUCACCCUGCCCUGAACGCCGCACUGACAGUGGCAGAGACAAAGACAAUGACGCCCCGCGACCUUGCGGCAGACGUAUCCUGCGUUGAGGAGGAGCUGCUGAAGUUUGUCACCGUCAAUUCGGCCUGA
Messenger RNA from Trypanosoma rangeli, 2007 nucleotides. RefSeq names its product putative threonine synthase. The coding region runs from base 1 to 2007 and encodes 668 amino acids. Lineage: Eukaryota; Euglenozoa; Kinetoplastea; Trypanosomatida; Trypanosomatidae. The record is from RefSeq and is a predicted model, not a curated record. Gene Ontology annotation, cellular component: cytoplasm. The transcript has a single exon.